GUAAAAGCAUUUACGCAUACAAAUCAAAUUACCAUCAUCCUUCAGUAAUCAAGCUCUAUUAUCUUGCUAAUAGAUUAUACAAUAAUAUGGAUUCACCAACCGCAUGGAAUAUUAAUGAUGAACGUAAACGUAAUCUUUUAAGACUAAAUGGAGACAAGCAUAUAAUGACUUAUGCAG
Molecule: messenger RNA, 177 nt
Organism: Funneliformis mosseae
Lineage: Eukaryota; Fungi; Glomeromycota; Glomeromycetes; Glomerales; Glomeraceae
Source: the annotation of a GenBank genome assembly